AUGAUAUUGGACGACGACGUGUUUCCAUCCAACACGUACCGAGAGGUGAUCAUGGAGCACGACGAGGAGGCCCUUUAUGAGAUUGGCUUCGGCUUGCUCUACUCCUUCAUGCGCACCUCGGUCUUUUUUGGAGCCUUGCUGGGAAGCAUUUGCCGCCUUUUCGUUUGUCCCUUUAACAGUACUGAUCCAAGCACGUUGGACCGUCUUUGGGUUCAGCACUUGGAGGGCUUGUGCCAGCGCGUGUGCAGGGCGUGUGCAGCGCGUGUGCAGCGCAUAUGCAGCGUGUCUGCUGCAUGUCUGCAAGCAACUGAGAUUCCUGGCGAUCGAGAUGGCACAGCUGUUGCCUUGGGGCUGGCCUGGAUCCUGCCAAAUGCCCGACUCUUGGUCAUGUCACAGACUUUGCGGCUGUCUUGGCAUGACAAGCCUCUGGCAUCUAAGUUCAUUCUUUUGGCAUCGGACUACUUUGAGAUGGCCGUGUUGGAGAUGGGCUUCAACAUCCGGUACCAUCUCCGGGUCAACCUUUUUCGCAAGUAUCUGCGCUACACGCCUGAGUCCCGGGCGAAGGUUCCCAUCCAGGACCUGAAGAUCAGCAUCAUGGAGGACAUCCCUGACCUUGUGGCUGACGGUUAUUUGAUCAUCUUUGAGCUCUGGGCCAUGUUCGGCAAGAUCGUCAUGGUGGGCAUUUUCAUGGCGCGGAAGCACCCGCGCAGUGCGUUCCCUCUCUUUGUGUACCCGAUCCUCAUCCUCAUCUACUUGGUCCGCACCUACCGGCCUCCCGUCCGACUGUGGUCACAGCAGAUUGGCCCUCGAAAGUUCCCACGGUGGGAUGAGGCUACUUUGGAAGUCAUAAG
Molecule: messenger RNA, 851 nt
Organism: Symbiodinium natans
Lineage: Eukaryota; Dinophyceae; Suessiales; Symbiodiniaceae
Source: the annotation of a GenBank genome assembly